Molecule: messenger RNA, 4751 nt
Organism: Protopterus annectens (West African lungfish)
Lineage: Eukaryota; Metazoa; Chordata; Ceratodontiformes; Protopteridae
Gene: CEP95
Product: centrosomal protein 95
Exons: 21
Coding region: 321-2930 (869 amino acids)
Cellular component (GO): spindle pole; centrosome
Source: RefSeq, a predicted model, not a curated record
CAAGGAUAAACCACAGUCAGUAUUUAUUGAUAUUUGAAUGUGUUUCAUGACGUGCGUCUAUUCAUACAUGAUUAAAAAACUAAAUUGAAAACGAUUACGAAAAGUUAGGUGUUCGAGUUCUACUGGGAUAUAAUUGUUCAUCGCUCAUGUCCCAUCAAAACAGAUUGGUAGUUUAAAUGUUCCCUGCUUUAAGUAUCAUUGAGGAAGUGCAAACAGCUGAUUUACUUAGAAGCUUUACUUGGAUGUAAUGUGUUUGUUUUAGGAAUUGGAUGCCCCUUUCAUGUUAGUACCUGGACUUCUGUACUCUUCUGAGAAACAACAUGGACAGUCGUGAAGAAAAGGACUGGGUUGAUGUUGCCAAUGACCUCCUUUCCAAAUGCCAUGUCAACCUCAGAGUGAAGACAGUAACAGAAUGUGAUGCCAGUUUGUUUGUUGCCUUGUAUGAAGCAAUCCUAGGAGAAAAGGUGCCAGACUACAUAGCUACUCCUGGAAGCCAAGAAGAUGAUGUACACAAUGUGCAGGCUGUGAUAGAUUCACUGGCAUUAGACUAUCUGCAGAUCAGCUUGUCGCACAUAACUGGUGAAAAUGUUGUUCGAGGAGACAAGGAAUCUCUCCAAAAUCUUCUAGAAAUAUUUGAUGGUUUGUUUGAGUAUCUGACUGAACAGAUCAGUGAGACAUCCUCACAUAAUGGAGAUGAAACUGAAUUGGUUUUCAAAGAUGGGAUUUCAGUAAAUCGUGACCUGCUACAGGAACAAUUGAAGGAGCACUACAAAGAAUCUGCUUCAGCACCCAAAUCCCCUCCAUCUCCGAAGGCUUCUGAGCAACACUUUGAUACUUCCCUACCAUCUUGGGAUACAGAAGGUUCUGAAUCUACUGCUGAACUGAUUCGACUUGGAGAUUCAGCAUACACAUUUACUCUUAGGAAAAAUGAGUUACCAGAACCUUUGCCUACCAGUGAAAUCAAAACAGACAACAUAAACACUAGUGCUGCAAAGCUGGGAGAACCAAUUCGACCAGCUGUCCCACUACAACCACCUUAUCAGCCAAAAGAACAUAGAAGUACACCUGAAACUGAAAGCAAAACUGAAGGUCAAACCAACUUAGAAAGACAGCCUCCUCUAUCAACUCAUGCAGCAAGGUCAUCUGAGUUAGAAAGUCAAGUAAUUCCUCAAGAAUCUACAUCCGAAGUUGGAGUUGAUACUUCUCAUCAGGAAAUCAGUAUACAAAGGAUUGGGGGCAGUUCAGAUGACAGACGAGCAGAAAAUGAGACUGAGAUCUCUACUGUUCAGAAGAAAGUUGCCUUUCGUACCCUCCCAGAUAUCAAGAUAAUGACACUUCAGAGUGCCUUAGGAAACACUGAGCAAUGGAGUUCUUCUAGCAAACAAGAGGAAACAGUUUCCAUAAGGACGGACCUUAAAACACAGCAUUCAUCAGAUAAUGUAUCUGAAGACAGCUUGGACAAUGAGAGUAGAUAUCAAACAGAUCCAUCCACAUCAAUUAUAACCGAGCCUCUGUCUCGUCGAAGUAUGAGAAAUAAACUGUCCGAACAGGAGUUGCAUGACAUGGCUGAAAGGCUGUCCAGAAAGCUAAAUGAAUUAGAUUCAUUGUUGAAGCAAGCUUUGGAUGAGCAGACAGUCGUACUAGAUGCCAAAGAGGAAGAUAAACUGUCUCAACACAGUGACAGUUUCAUGGAAUAUCGGAGGAAGAAACAUCAGCCAACAACGCCUCUUCAUAGAAAGCAGAGCAGAGCACGUUCACUGUCACCGUCUCCUCAGGCAUUCAGACAGGCUCUUCAUAUGCAGUUUGAAGAUGCACUUAAUAAAGAAGCAAAAGAUCAGAUGGGAAAAAUCCGAAGAGAGGUUCAAAAGGAAAUGGAUGCACAACGAAGGAAAAUGAAGGUGGUGGAAAAAGCUUAUGAAGAUGACUUAGAGAAUUUAGAGACUAUAGGGAGAAUGACAGUAGCAAAGGAAAAAAUAAAAGUGAAUGAACUGGAUCAGGACUAUAAAGCUAAUCUUUUAAGAAGUGCUCCAGCACCAUCAACUCCAUCAAAAGUUUAUUCACGGAAAAAACCUCAGACGCCAAAAAAUCAGUGGACACCAAGUGGAGGUCUAGUGAAGCCAAGGAAAGGAACUCCAAUGAAGAUAAAGGACAAUGACUUGUUACCUUUACUUAUGGAAGAGUUCCCAUAUCUGCAUAUUUCUCCUCAUGCACUAAACAAAAUGUGGAAACAACAAUUCAGACAGAUUGAACAGCUUUCAAAAUCUGCAUCUGAGGAAGACAGGACUAAGACCAAACUCCAGAACGAAGUUGAAGAGGCUCAGAGAAAGCAUGACAUUCUGGUUGAAAUUAUUAGAAAAGAACAAGAACACAAUCAACGGCUAAAAGAAUUUAAAGAAAGAAUACAGCAACAGAAAUAUGCACAGAAUAAAAUCAAAGAGAGGAGACAUCAGAUUGCUCGUGCUAAAAAUUACUAUGAGGACUAUCAUGUGCAGUUACGUGCCAAAAUGAUGAGGGCAAGAACUCGUGAGGAAAGGAUUUUUAGGAAACUGUUUGAAGAGGGCCUGGAAAUCCAGAAAGAAAGAUUACAUGAAUUAAGGCAAUAUUCUAAAGAAAAGCGUGAAGAACAGAAGAAGAGGCAUAACGAUGAAAUUGAGUCUAUGGAGAAUUACUAUAAAGAUCAGUUUUCAAUGCUGGCAGAAGCUGUGUCACAGGAGAGGCAGGAAAUUCAAAUGAGAGAAAAAGUUCAAGCAAAAGCACUUCAGAAGUUGAAGAAAGAGCUGCGCUCCAAGAUGGAGAAAGAGAUCAAAGAACUUCAGGAUAUGAUAACAAAAGAUGAUGAUGAUGCAUACUUUAGGGAAUUGGAAGCUGAAAGACUCAAACACAGAAUUCAAAUGGCAUCUUUCCAGUACAGUAAAAAUCAUUUAUUAUGAAUGUCUCGUGCCAGAUUAUCGGAACUUUAACAAAAUCAACUAUAAUGCCAUGACUGUUUAUUGCAGUUUGUUUUUGAGAUUACACUUUUUCAUCUUGAAGUUGAGGUGGGACAUGUUUUCAAGCAUCUCCCCUAACAUUGCCUAACUUCUCUGUUUUCUUUCCAACUGUCUCUUUAAAAGGCAGUCUUGUACUAUGGUUUACACACACUGACUGUAAGAGAGACUCUGUGUAGCAGUGCUGACAUGGGCAAAGUUAGACUGGACUGUGUGAAGACUUUAUAUUGGGAUUUAUGCAACCACUGUACAUUAUUAAACACUUAAUUAUAGAAUUAUAUCCAACAGGCCUAUAUCAGGUUAAGAGUUAACUGUUUCACUAAAUGAAAGGUGUAAGCUUUUAUUCUAUUAGGUUCAACAGAAAAUAUGUACCUAAUUUUACAUUUAGAUUCAUAUUUUCUUGUUAAUAUGAAUACUUUAAAUUCAGAAUUCAUUAUAGAGCUGAGAUGCUUCUCAUUCUUGAAAAAGAAGAGUAUAUCUGCAGCGUUAUCGCUGCGUCUGAUUUUCCAAGUAAUUCAUUUUUAGAUAUGUACAGAGAAGAAAAAUUGCAUUUGCAUAGUAUGACAAAAAAAGCAUAAACAAAUACAGUAUCUUAUGUAAGACAAAUCUAAUAUGUUUUACAUAAAUUAGAAGUGAAGCUAUUUUUCUGUUUUUAAAUUUUAUGUAAUAGCUGUGAUAACUUAAAUCCCCUGUUUAACAGAAGAGCAUCUAUUUGCUCACCUAUUUAUUUAUUUUUCUGGAAACUUUGUUUGGGGAAUGCAUUUGAAAUAAAUUUGUGAGGUUCCAGGUCCAGGUAAAUUUACGCUAGGUGAAGUCCACUUGUAACAUCAUUUGUCCCAGCAUCUUCAUAAAUGUGAGCAGCCCCCUUUUUGCCCUUUUUUCUUUUACAGUCUGUCAUCCCAAUAGCAUCCCGUGUUUGUUGUUUUAUUCUAUAACCACUCUGUGCUGCUAAAGCUGGCUCCUUUCACUGUAGACAAAUAGAUUGACAUGCUUUUUGCGGUCCCUUUUAACACCAUUAUUUUUCUAAAUUUUUUUUGGAAAGAUUCAUGCAACAGUAAAACAAUUGGACUUCUAACAUUCAGAUGUCUUCUUUUUUAGCAGUCCUGUACGCUCCCUGUUGUGAGACAGCAUCAUGACCAUUACAAGCAGCUGACAAUUGCUAGUCUAAAGAUAAUGUUGCUUAUGUUUUAUGGCUUUGAAAAUAUCACUUGAUUAUCUAUAGUUUCUGUAAAACGAACCAUGGUUAUUUUUGUCUUCUUUUCAAGGAUCAUGGUUUUAAAAAUACAUUGUUAUCCACUAUGAAAAAUGUUAUAUCAUCACUUUUGUCUGUGGUGAUAACCUUAGAUAAAUUAAGUGUGACUGUUGUAGAUAUUGCUUGUGAUUGUCACUGUACACAUUGUCUUUGAAUUGUAAACAGUAGUAGAAAUUAUGGUCAUGCUAGUAAAUUUAACAAGGUAACAUUUAAAAAUCACAGAAGUAUGCUUUCCUAAAAUUAAUUUAGCUAGGAAAAUGGAGGAUAAAUGACUGUAUACCUGAACAAGCUAAAACAGAAAAGCCAACAAAAGAAGAGUAAGGAAAAUACACAUUUAAUAAAAUAUCAUCUUCUUCUAUGUUGUCUAAAGGAGAAGCACUCGUGAAAUCUCUUAUCACAAGGAGAAAAAAAUCAGUUUUGCUAAAUAUGAAAAAGAACUCAAAAGUCAGUCAUUGGAGUUAGAAAAUAUGUACAUAGUACUUCUGUUAUUGAAAAAUAAAUUAUGAUUCAGUAAA